AUGGGUCUAAUGGUAGGCCAAGCCGGUGGUUAUGCAAAUAUCGGGUUCACAAAGAAGGACCUAGAUAAUCACUUUCAAAGAACUCGUCUUGCAAAGCUCAGUGGUGGGGAUUCCAAUGCGACGAUUAGCUAUCUACUUGGGAAAGCUGAUGUCGACCCGAUGGCCAUGGCAAGGUACAGUGCUACUGAUGAAGGUCGGCUGGCAAAUUUAUUUUGGGCAGACAGCAUUUGUAGGUCCGAUUAUCAGUACUUUGGAGAUGUGCUUGCAUUCGAUACAACCUACUGGAAGAAUAAGUACAGAAGGCUGUUGGUAAUCUUCUCAGGUUGUAACCAUCACCGCCAAACAUGUAUAUUUGGCUUUGCCUUGGUAGAGGACGAACGGACAGCAACAUAUACGUGGUUGUUGCAAAACUUUCUAGAAGUCAUGCUGAAUAAGUCUCCCAGUGUUGUGGUCACAGACGGUGACGAAGCAAUGAAGGCAGCAAUUCAAGAAAUCUUCCCGGAUGCAACUCACCGAUUAUAUGGAUGGCACAUUCAGAAGAAUGAAAAUGAAUGGGUUCUAAAUGAAUAUGAGAAGAGGAAAAGUUGGGCAAGCACUUACUUGAGGGAUAAAUUCUGUGCUGGAUUUAGAACAACAUCAAGGUGUGAGGCGAUAAACAACUUCAUCAAGAGGUUUAUUUGCAUUCGCCAAAGUCUUCUAGAGUUGGUCCAAAAUCUUGAACAUGCUCUUAGGGACUAUAGAAACAAUGAAUUAGUUUCUCAAUUUAAGACGCUGUAUGGGGAGCCCGUUCUAACUACUGGGCUAGAAGCAUUGGAGCUUUCUGAUGCCAAUUUUUACACAAGGGAGAUUCUUAGAGAAGAGUGUGACAGGAGGCAACAUAUAUAUAACGUACUUUAUGAUCGCAAUACUGAGCAUAUGGAAUGUGAAUGUAGUCGGUGGAGUAGUGAAGGCAUUCCUUGCAGCCACAUGUUUUGUGCAAUGAAAAGGGUAGGUUUACAGAAGUUGCCAGAUAGUCUUCUUUUGAAAAGAUGGUCGAAGGAUGCCAAGAAGUAUCUGGAUGAAAGUUCCCAAGGAUGCACUACGCAAGACAGAGAAAGAAUUUUUAAUGCGCUAUGGCGCAUUGUCAGUGGUAGCUACGUGGAUGGUAUUCUUAGGAGCUUAAGAUGGUCCUUCUUUCCAUGA
This is a messenger RNA of Arachis ipaensis, 1182 nucleotides long. The record is from RefSeq and is a predicted model, not a curated record. NCBI's taxonomy places the organism in Eukaryota, Viridiplantae, Streptophyta, Magnoliopsida, Fabales, Fabaceae.